This is a messenger RNA of Cantharellus anzutake, 3315 nucleotides long. RefSeq lists its product as uncharacterized. The record is from RefSeq and is a predicted model, not a curated record. The coding region runs from base 1 to 3315 and encodes 1104 amino acids. The transcript is spliced from 5 exons. Lineage: Eukaryota; Fungi; Basidiomycota; Agaricomycetes; Cantharellales; Hydnaceae.
AUGUCACGGAACCAGACGUCGAGUCGUCCCUGCGGCCCAAGCUCAGCUUGUGAUGCGGCAUGCUCCCGAACCACGGAGCCUGCUGUUCCAGCUGGACCGAUAGGUCCCCACCUGGUUGAAACACCAACUGAAAUGGGAAUUGGGUUUGAUACUCCGCUGACCUGGACCAUGUCUGGGACAUUCGUACAAUGGGAGCCCAUAGGGCCUUCCAGCACUACGUGCCGAAGUAUGGAAGAAUGGGCUGUUCGUAUACAGGCAGGUAUCCGGACCACAAAGCCACCCAGAGACUUUCUCACUCACAUGUGGAUACUUCGUUACGCUAACACUCUGAGGGAGUUUCGCUUUCUUGGGAACCAUGUCGAGCAACCCGUUUAUCCCUUCACCCUUCAUCACGAUCGUACCCCUGCUGAGCGAAGAAAGAUACACAAUGCCCCUCAGUAUCCAAAAAUUCCCCCUAUUCCCUCCCUCUACUGGUCGUCAAUCUCUCGUGUGCCUCUCGUGUUCUCACACAAUGCACCGUAUCGUCCAUUCAUUCAUCGCACUUCACUUGAUCCCCCACUUCCUGGUCCCUCGGUUGUCGAAAACCACCGUGGCGGAAAACAUCUUAGCAAUGAAUAUAUUCUCCAGGUCGAAGCGUUUGUACAGUCUCAGUUCGACCUAUUCUCGCGGUGGGAUGCGAUCCGGGACACGUUUUCGUUAGUUGAGGCGUAUGGGGGGAAUAUUGAAGGGCUAGUCAACAACGUAGAUGAAGUGCUUACGUUUGCGUACGAGUUGGGUGGCGUUGGUCGAUGGUACUGUCAUUGUCACAUCGAGCGGCUCCUUCAUGAACACGAUGGCGAUUAUUUCUUGGGUGUGGACGACGAGCUGAUAGGUGUUGUGUUUGAACUCCCUUUCGCAGACGACUGCCCAUCGUUGAGGACAAGAAUGGAAAUGCUGUCCCGUCACGGUGUUCCUGUUUUCGGUGUUCAGGUCGUUGGGAGUGGGGGUAGUCUUCGGCAAGAUUUUGUGCCACAGUGCGGGACGGAUUUUAAAACUUACGCGAUGGCAGUUCAGUCUGCAUCCCUUCCAGCAGUACGGCCAAGGGGCAUCAUUUUCAAGCAGCUCAAGUUCACACCUGCUCGCCCAAUACCCUGGAUCAUCAGGCCAACCCAUGGCUACCCUGGUUUACGGGACCCCUCAAUCACGAUGGAAUUGGCCCUUGCAGACGUACUUUAUCCUAGCCAUAAUCCGCUUUACACAGAAGGGGAACUGUGUCGGUUGAUUAAAUCUUUUUUCGGCCAUAACCUCUUUCCUGUCAUGCCUCCUCCAUCCCCUCUGCCGCGGCGUCCAUCCUCCCCUACACUUAAACCAGUGCGUACCUGGCGCGAUAGUGUUGGAGGCUCUAGCGACGACGAAUUUUAUCCUCAUUUCGAGCCUCCCCGUCAGGAACAUGAUGAGGACUCGUCCGAUUAUGAAGAAAGGGUGACUGUGGCGGCUCGAAAGUUUUCAGAUGAGCAGCGGAGUGUGGAUGCUGCCUGCCAACUCUUGCAAGAUGCGCGGGACGACGACAGAGAUGCCAUUGAAAGAUGCCAAGGGAUUUGGGAUCGAGGACAUGGGAAAAAGAAGAGGCAACUGUCGGCCCAUGAUUACCAUAUCGUCAGCAAUUGGCAUAAGUACAGACCUGAUCGAGAGUUUGCCAAACGCCCUCGAAAGAAGCUGAAAUUAUGGGAUCAUGAUGGACAUCGGGACGAUGGUCGAGAUGGAUUACCGUUGCAGCGUGAAGACGUCUGCAUGGGGCCUGCGAUGGACCUUGAGAUGAAUAAUAUUGACAAAGGUUCCAAGCGCCAUCACGUGUCCAUCGGCCGCAUUAAUCCACCAGCUAUUGUCUCAUUGUCUCCUUCACCUCCUACCCCCGCCUCCAGGUUGUCUCCAGGAGACACUUGUUUUGACCCCAUUUGUAUUGAGACUUCGGAUUCCUCAACCCCUGUCGACCAUCCUUCACGCCCAACAUCACCAUUGUCGAAGAUCCUGCUCGAGGAGUGCAUGACACGCCGUGAAGGACCAAAAUCAUCUUCCGGAUCUGUGACUAGCUCCCGACCCUCCGGUCGCCCUCCGCUCAAUCGUUUUCCAUUGCCGAAUCCCAUCCCAUCCAGACAUGGUACAACGCCGAGUCAUGGUGUUCCUCUCACUUCUGCCGCCUCGAGGGUGUCAGACAACGACUUCGUCAAAAGUGCCAAUUCCGCGGUGAGGAGGCCGAUGCGUCCUGGGGACAGCUGUGUCGCUGCCUCCCCACUGGCUGCGCCGGGAAACCUCCCUCUGCCGAAUGUGGCGACACCACUGGCCGCAUUGCCGAGCAAGGGCAGUCAAUCCGUGGAUUCAUUCUCAAGGCCGAACAAUGAAAGCCAGAAGGCAUCAGACAGCGGCCUUGCCAAGAUUGCGGUGGCGAGGGAGCCGACACGUCCUCUUGUGACUAUUGGGUAUCGUGCUUCGCUGCCGAAUGAGGGUGGCCGUGUGGCUGCUCCCUCGCAGUCAGUUGGCAUGCUCAGCUCAUCAAUUCCAGCGCGUUGGCCUGUGGUACCUCUAGGCCACUGGUAUCGCCUUGUGGUAGAUGAGGUUCAGGACCCGGAGUUGCUCUGGCUGGAAAAGUGCAGUGCCCAAGGAGUCUACGCAGCACAUCGUGCGAGGAAGAACGGGCGUCGUGAGCCACCGUCUAUGGAGCUGCUCUUUAAGCGUCUUGCUGAUCGUGAUGGAAUGGCUGACAAGUUGCGUUCGGAGGGAAGAGCUUGUUCAUCAGAUAUGUAUGUCGGCUCGCUCCUUAAUUACACAUCCACAGUGGAUUUGCUAUAUGUGGAUAUGGCAUUUACGUGCAAGCAUGCUGAUAUUCCAGCUAUCAUCGGUACUGCACCUCCGAAGGCGAACAAGUCCCUGUACCAACACCCUCCCCCCAACGAAAAUGAUCGUACACGUCCUAUGCAAUGCAUCACGUUUUCAGCUGCCUGGCUACAAUCUAGAGUGUAUCAGGAGGCUUCCGAUACUGAACUCCAUCGUUUUGAGGUUCUUAUUGGUGCCCACUCUCUCCAGAGUCAAGGUCUGUUGAAAUUCUCUGUGCCUAUGUGGCCAACGUCAGGCCCUAUGGAUGGUGUUAUUCGCCGUGUUGCACGCUGGGCUCAUGAAGAGAUGACGAGGAAUGCUGAAGAACCGCGUAUCAUCGAGUCGAGUGCGGAAAUGCUUCAAUAUCACCCUAAGGGUAAUAAUUGGCAAAUCGUGCUUGAACUGAAUCUUGGUAGGCCUCGCUACAUGAAGCACGUCUCCGAGCCGUGGACUCAUCUUAUUUGA